Messenger RNA from Morone saxatilis (striped sea-bass), 601 nucleotides. Its product is annotated as guanine nucleotide-binding protein G(o) subunit alpha-like. Lineage: Eukaryota; Metazoa; Chordata; Actinopteri; Moronidae. The transcript is spliced from 4 exons. Gene Ontology annotation, cellular component: heterotrimeric G-protein complex. The coding region runs from base 1 to 507 and encodes 168 amino acids. The record is from RefSeq and is a predicted model, not a curated record. Gene Ontology annotation, biological process: adenylate cyclase-modulating G protein-coupled receptor signaling pathway. Gene Ontology annotation, molecular function: G-protein beta/gamma-subunit complex binding; GTPase activity; G protein-coupled receptor binding.
AUGCACUUUGUUGUGCUUAUUGACAGGUUGUAUGAUGUUGGGGGUCAGCGGAGUGAGAGGAGGAAGUGGCUCCGCUGCUUUGACUGCAUUCAGGCCGUGUUGUUUGUCGUGGCUCUCAGCAGCUACGAUAUGACACUGAUGGAGGAUCCUUCAGGGAAUCGGCUGACGGAAAGUCUUGAGCUUUUUGAAUCCAUCUGCUCCAACGCCGUCUUUAAGAGCUCCUCACUGAUUCUGCUUAUGAACAAAACUGACCUUUUCCGUGAGAAGAUCCUACACUCUGGAAGACACUUGAGAUUUUACCUUUCUAGUUAUGAAGGAGAAGAUUGUGACGUGGAGGCUGCAGCACACCACAUCACUGACACGUUCUCAUCAUGUAACAGCGGUCCCGACAAGCCCGUGUACCACCACUUCACCACCGCCACAGACACCACGAACAUACAGGUGGUCUUCCACAUGGUCAUAGAUCAGAUCAUUAAGGAGAACCUGGCAGCUGUCCAGAUGCUGUAAAAGUCUCCGGAAGACUGUUGAGAUUGUGUUUUUACUCAUUUAGCACUGGAAUGUUAUUUUUAUCAGUUAUUUUCACGUUGUUGUUGUUGUUGUU